AUGAACGAUAAUUCUACUUCUCCCUGCUCGCUCAGCGCGCUGACGCUCCUUGCCACACUCGUUUCUGCCUCAAGCUCUCUCGAAGAUGUUUCUCAGCCCGAAAGGGCCCGUCGCGGUCUCCUUGAUUUCGAAAUCGACAUAGACCUCAACACCCGACUGAUCGCCGAGCUUGGAAUUGCCAUCACCGGAAACGUGCUGCCACUCACCUCUUCGGGCAUCACUCUCGAUGUCGGAUUUGGAAGAGGAGGACAUGGACUUGUGGAAAACGUCAAUGCGGGCAGGAGCUACGCCAUUACUAUCAAUAUCGAUGGUUCCGACUACGAUGUCAUUCUAGACACUGCCAGUUCCGAUCUGUGGCUAACCAAGCACGAUUUCGUGUGCGAAGAUGUGAAUGGUACGGUGAUCCCUGGUCCGCCUGGAUUCUCUGAAGGGAGCAUAGAUGAUCAGAUCUUCAACAUAGGCUAUGCCGAUGGAGAGUUUGCUUCUGGUGGAUACGGCUUCGGCACUGUCUCGUAUGGCGGAGUCACAGUACCCAAACAGCAAUAUGCUCUGGUCGAUACACUCCAUUGGUUCGGGGAUGGGUUCACAUCUGGUCUCAUUGGCUUUGGUUUCCCGAGCAUCACAGCAGGAGUCUAUAAAGACCCGAAAAGCCACAACCACACCUCUCCUAUGUAUAACCCCUGGAUAUUCUCAGCGAUCGAGAAUGGCGAUGUCGUUCCAGGACAGUUCACAAUCGGGCUCUACCGUCGCGGCAAAAACGACACAAACGGUUCUCCUGGCGGCUUCUUAUCUCUAGGAGGAACUCCGGCACCAGCCAAUCUUCCGUACACUGGCGUGUGGGCCUCGACUCCAAUCAUCCAGUCUCAAUUUCCACACUACAACAUUAGCCCAAGGUACUCCACCUACGACUUUCAAGUCGAUGGAUUCACGGUGAACGGUGAAUUCAUGCAGUGGGUAGCACCCAUUCAGAACGAUACCGGCCUCACAGCACCUUCGAAGUUGGACAUUGGAACUACCCUUACCUAUCUGCACUCGAAGGUCGUUGAUGCCAUUGCUCAGGCUUUCGAUCCUGUACCUGAUCGCUACCCGGAAGUGUUUAACCAGUAUUAUCCGUUUUGCAAUUCCACUGUCCCAGAGGUCUCCUUUCGCAUUGGCGGACAAGACUUUGCAGUCAACCCUCGCGAUGUCCUAAUCGGGGAUGCUGAGAGCAAUGUUUCCAACGGAUUCUGUACCUUGGGCUUCUGGAGUCGGCCUGCUGAGCAGGAGGCGGAUGGCUAUCUCCCCUCCGGACCGCUUUUCGGCGCCAAUUUCAUGAGGAACGUCGUGGCGGUGCAUGACGUUGAGCGCUACCAACUCACUUUUGGGGGGGUUCACUGGGAUUGA
Molecule: messenger RNA, 1383 nt
Organism: Zymoseptoria tritici IPO323
Lineage: Eukaryota; Fungi; Ascomycota; Dothideomycetes; Mycosphaerellales; Mycosphaerellaceae
Product: aspartic protease
Exons: 5
Coding region: 1-1383 (460 amino acids)
Biological process (GO): proteolysis
Molecular function (GO): aspartic-type endopeptidase activity
Source: RefSeq, a predicted model, not a curated record